UUUUACUAUCUGUCUCAAUAUAUAAUAAUUUUACUUGGUUUCGAUAGUUGCAAAACUAGUUUGUUCUAAUACUAAUAAGCAAGCAGCAGACACAAAAAAAUGUGCUUGGUAUAUGUUAACUUAUUCUUACUGACUAAAAAGUAUCCAAAAUCGCUUCGUCGCUGAUGAGAGUCCAAGAUGCAAUUUCGCGGGAUACGCUUCGGAAGCACGCGAUGUCGCGCGACACGAUUUAGUCUCCUCGGUGUCUUCAUCAGUCUUCAGUUUUCAGUCUUCUCUUGACUCUCCGCCCCGACGAUUGCCCGACAGCCCGGCUACAGGAAGGACAAGGAAGGACGACGGCAGCGAGUGCAGUGAUGCCAGAACGAGGUCUCGUCCCGGCACGUCCCAAGUUCUUGGUCCUCGUCCUGAUCCCGGCUCACCGGCUCGGCAGUGGAAAGUGGAAGGUGGAAGGUGGAAGGUGGAAGGUGGAAGGUGGAAGGUGGAAGGUGGAAGGAAGUGACAACGCAUACAAGUGUGAGUCGCGUACGUGUGAUGCGCAAAACGAUCUGUGCAUGAUUAAGUCGCGUGUCUCAGCGAUUUUACCUCUUGUUGACACUUUAUAAAACUGUGUUUUCCCUUCCUUAUUAAAGUGUCCUUCCAUCUUUUUGCUAUACAGUCUUUCGCAUAUUUCGUUUUUUCAAACUGUUAUUUCUCGUCGUGCGACGAUUUCUAGAAGCGCAAUGACAAUUGACGAUCCGUCAGAUCAGUCAUCGGAAUCGGGAAAAUCUUCCGAUGACGUCAAAAUCGACGUCGAGGUCGAUGCACGUAAAACUAGUAUAUUCACGCUCUAUGCAAAGAUAUUUCGGCUCCUUCUUACGACGCAGAUAUCGAAUUUCGGUCUUCUCAGCAACGAGCUGCGCGACAGGGAACUCGAAAAGUUGAUAUUGCCAAGCAAUGAAGAGUGGCGUCACCGAGUUUAUCACAGUCUCGUCGAGUUACAAAGAGAAAAGGACGCUGAAACCGAGGAUAAAAGGACGCAGGAUUCUAAACGGCAUAUGAACCGGAAGAAUUUGCAGGAUUGGGAAUGGUGUCCCAGGGAGAAAGGACAUGUCCCUAAGGGAAGGAAAGAAAAAAGUCAGGAUAUUGUUGCUUCUUUGAAAGCCAUCUCGGGUAUCGGUGGUUCUAUGACGGAGGUUUGCGUGGAGCCGGGUUGGCGUGUCAACGACAUCGUACUGGCUGCCAAGGUUCUCCAGAAUGCGCGACCCUCUCCGAGUUAUGCCAAUGAAGCUGAGAUGAGACGGGUCUUCGGUUUAGUAUACGACGUUCUGAGAUACAAGAAUAUUUUAAACCGUGCUCUCGAACACGGUGGAUUUUGGCACGAAAAUUCUGCUCUGAAACAACGAGAGAAGGUGGUCUGGUUAUUAUUGUACGAUAUGCAGGGAAGAAAAUUUGCACGCCGGCGCGAUGGAAACGCACUUGAGAUUCGAAACAGGAUAUUUAAGACUUUCGGACUAAAAGAUAUCGAGGACGCUCUUUUGACGGCAAAGACCCAUCUGGCGGCAAGCAUUUCACGUCUCCGUAUCGGCGGUUCGGCCCUCAGUCUUGACGAACUCCUUCCGACGCACUUGCGUACCGCCGAAGGGGUAAACUGGUCCGACGAAGGCGCGAUUGCUUCCGGAUGGAUCAACACCAUGAGAGUAGCCGAUAAGGAUGAAUUUAUCAAAGACAUGUCGCGGCUAAAACUCCAACUCUGCGACGAUAUUAGAGCCGCAGAGCUCAACGAGAGCGACUACGUCUUCGAUCCGAUUUGCCCGAAAAUGAUUAAUUUGCACGACAAGGCCCGAGAGAGACUCGCCGUGUCCGAUCUGGUUCGCAGCCAUCGGUUCAUCUUUCUGGACAGAUCGUUGUGUCUCGGAGCGGCCACACUGGCGCAAGCGAUACGCGUCGCGCGUCUCUGCGGUCCCGUGAUCCUCACACAUUCGAUUGCUCCCCGUCAUACGGGCUAUUUGGCGGGACUCCUGGCCGACAUCGAGGACGCCGGGAGACUGUUAGUCUUUGGCGCUGGGGACCGUCGCUGCGACUACGAGGCUUACCUCGGGACCCUGGGUGUUACUCUGCAACAAUGUAGAGUUUUCUCCGAAAAAUAUAUAUCGCCACCAACAUCCAUCGAAUUGGAAAGAGCGACCGUCGUUCUAGCGACUCCCCCGUGCAGCUACACCGGCAUCCGGGACAUCGUCGAUCUCGCUGUCGCGCGCGGCGGUGACACCGGCCUGUUGGAAUCGUUAACUAAUGAUUUGGCGGGUGAGACAAAGCAGCCCCGCGCUCUACUCGCCGAACAGUUUGCCACCCUCAAGUACGCGCUGACUAGGCCGAACAUACAAUUCCUGAUAUACGAGGUGCAUACAAUUCUGCCGUCCGAAACGACGGAAAUGAUUCAACAGGUUGUCGAAUACGCCAAUCGGAUAGCCACAGAGAAGUACAUUCGCGAACAUCCUUCGAAGAGAAAGAUUGCGUCGAAAGACGACAGCGGAAAAGGUUCGAAGAUAGUCAGACAAGCUAAUAGACAGGAACAAUCGCGAGACCAGUGGGAGGAUCAAUCGCAGAUGCAACACGAACAAACGAUCUCGAUUAAGCAGGAGGAGGAGGAGGAGGAGGAUGAAGCGUCGUUAGCUACAACUGACAUUGUCAUCCCCGAUAGUGAUUUGUUCGAACUGGGAAGUAUCGACGAAAUUUACGGCGAGGCUAGCGAGCGAACGUUAGAUCCGGGCUGUUUCGUCGCCAUAAUCAAACGAAAGGAGAUGAUGCAGUUCGAUUCGCUUUUCAUGAUCAAAGUCGCGGAAUCGAAGGGACUGUUCGGCGAUCCAGACAAGGAACGAAAUCCGAAGCAGAAAGCCGAGGUAAUGCCGGCGGCGGCGUGUCAAGUAUCACGAAUGAAUCGCCGAGGUCUCAAGCGUGCCAAGAAAUACGAUCUGUAUCGACUCGAUAAAGGACCGUCCGAAAAAUCGACCUUAAACGUGAACGAUGCCACGUACGCUCUCAAGAAAAUGAAUUACAUACGUCGGAUGGAGAACAAAGCCGCGGAGUUGUACAGACAGCGGCUCAUCAACGGUUUCUUACAUUUAUAUGUCGGUCAGGAAGCUAUAGCAGUGGGUCUCAGAAUGGCCUUGGCCGAGAAAGAUACUGUCAUUACGGCAUACAGGUGUCACGGCUUUGCCGUUGUGUUUGACAUCUCGGCGCGCGCGGUACUCGCCGAACUCAUGGGUCGCAAAACGGGCGCGGCCAAGGGCAAGGGCGGUUCGAUGCACAUGUACGCGCCGCGAUUCUAUGGCGGCGACGGUAUCGUCGGCGGACAGGUACCGAUCGGCACCGGUAUGGCCCUGGCUCAUAAGUACAACGGUACAGGUGCCGUGGCCUUCACAUUGUACGGCGAUGGUGCGGCGUCGCAAGGUCAACUCUUCGAGGCUUGGAACAUGGCGAAGCUCUGGAACCUACCCGCGAUCUACAUCUGCGAGAAUAACCGAUACGGAAUGGGUACGGCCGUGCAUCGGUCCUGCGCCAACACACAGCUAUAUACGCGCGGAGACAUCAUACCAGGAAUAAGGGCUGAUGGGAUGAAGAUCGUGGAUGUACGAGAAGCCGUACGUUUCGCCAGAGAUUACGCGCUCAGAAACGGACCAAUCGUGAUAGAGAUGAUGACUUAUCGUUACUUUGGGCACAGUAUGAGCGAUCCCGGAUACUCGUAUCGUACCAGAGAAGAAAUUAAGACUGUACAAAGCGAGCAAGAUCCGAUCAUGUUGUUUAACAAACUAGUUGUAGGAAAGGGACUUAUGACCGAGAAAGACAUCGAGGAUAUACGAAAUGAAAUGUACAAGAAGGUCGAUAAGGAACUGGAGCAAGCUAAGGCCGAUCCGUGGCUGGAAUUGUCGGAAAUCUCGACCGAUAUUUACGUCAAACCGUUGGAGAAGAUUCGCGGUAAAGUUCCUUGGGAAAUGCACUAGGAAUAUUAAUCGUGUAUAUAAUUUCUCAUCGGUGAAAAUUAUUUGUUA
Molecule: messenger RNA, 4025 nt
Organism: Formica exsecta
Lineage: Eukaryota; Metazoa; Arthropoda; Insecta; Hymenoptera; Formicidae
Exons: 14
Coding region: 720-3977 (1085 amino acids)
Molecular function (GO): oxidoreductase activity, acting on the aldehyde or oxo group of donors, disulfide as acceptor
Source: RefSeq, a predicted model, not a curated record